AUGCCGGUGGCACCAGACGCGUCUCGCGGGGAGCCCGCCACUCAAACUACCAGAUUAGAAGGUUCCACCUCUGUUCUUCGAACUGACAGAAUCACUCGAUCGUCGGCGAGGUCAGGAAGUUCCGCUCCGGACAGUACUACUUCAGCUUCGACUCCAUUAUACUCGACGACGGAACCGAUCGUCUACCACUCUACGCCGAUGCCGCCGGAUUACGACUUUGUCCCCAAGGGCAACAUGUGCAUCACCAGGCAUUGUCGCCUAAUGGCCCAGCAAGCCCACCAAACCGUGCAUGCAGUCGUGGACGAGGAUGAGAAGGUACACCUGGGGAUCCGCGUCCCAAAACACAUUUCCACGUCCGUGAGACGCGCCGCAAUCACAUCACGGCUUGACCGCAAGCUCGCGGUUGAGAAGCGCGAUACCGCCUUGGCAAAGCAGUUCGAAGAGAACAUCCUGAAGCUGUUUCCCCAGACCCCAAGGCAGGCAAUUCUGCCCGGCAUCAUCAGCAGGGCGAUGAAGAAAGGGGCCGGACGGGUCGGUAGGACAGGCACCAUAGAGAUUGAGGAAAAGGCCACCCUGGCCGUGCGAGCCCAUAUACGCCACCAGCUCACCGAAUACGACGUGCUCUUACGGAAAGGCGUACAGCGCGACCAGGCGAGGGUAAUCACCGGACCGCAAGUUAACCUGAUCGCGAAGAGCUUCCAGGGGAAGGUGAAGCCUAGGUUGCCACUUGCUAAGAAGAAGGAAAAAUCAAAGGGCAGUGCACGAGCGAAGCCGCGCGGGAGCCAAACGAGAUACCAACUACGCCGAUCAGGCCUUCAAGUAGCAAACCCGGCGACGGAGCAAGGGGCCCCGCGAGCAGCACCACAAGUAGGACACCGAGAACCACCACAGUUGCCAAAAGAACAGGCUGUAGGGCUACGAGAAGAGCUACGAGGAGCGAGCAAUCCGCAAGUGGAACAGCAAAGACGGUCACAGGUAGAAGUGAGCGGAGGACGACAGGGAGGGCAGCAAGCCGGGGAGCAAGGAGGUUCGUCUAGCGGAGUUCGGGCCAUCGCUGGCGCAGCUCAAACGGCGAAACAGGCCGCUCGAGCUCAGAACCGUCGUUAG
Molecule: messenger RNA, 1107 nt
Organism: Anthostomella pinea
Lineage: Eukaryota; Fungi; Ascomycota; Sordariomycetes; Xylariales; Xylariaceae
Source: the annotation of a GenBank genome assembly